Ascochyta rabiei is the source of this 1890-nucleotide messenger RNA. RefSeq lists its product as uncharacterized. The coding region runs from base 1 to 1890 and encodes 629 amino acids. The record is from RefSeq and is a predicted model, not a curated record. NCBI's taxonomy places the organism in Eukaryota, Fungi, Ascomycota, Dothideomycetes, Pleosporales, Didymellaceae. Gene Ontology annotation, molecular function: protein kinase activity; ATP binding. Gene Ontology annotation, biological process: protein phosphorylation. The transcript is spliced from 2 exons.
AUGUCCGGACUCGAGAUCCCUGGCCUCGCAAUUGGUGGUGUUUCUUUCUUCUUUCAAGCAUUUGCAGGAUGCAUUCAAGGCUACGAGCUUAUCGCGGAUGCGUGCCGCUUAGAGAAAACGUAUCAGAAUCUACUCAUCAAGUUCAAGAUUGAGGAGCACCGGCUGUUUGAUUGGGCCAGAUCCAUCGGUCUGGACUAUACAGACGAGACACUCGUACUUAAUCACAUGUCAAAAAACCUCAUCAUGGGUAUCUUAGAGCAACAGCAAAAGCUGCUCUUUUCUUUUGGCCGCCUGGACAAGAAGUAUGCCAAACUGGCCAGUCCGCUGCUGGUUGAAAGACAUGAACCAUUUGUCUUCGAUGCAGAGCGACAGCUUGAAAACGGCAACCAAGCACAAGCAGGCAGCAAUGCCAUUCGGUUUCCCCAGACAGACGAUCUGCUUCAGAAAGUCCGUAAAUUCACAGAACAGCUCAAGACAGCCCCUCGGAGGUUGAAAUGGGCUUCAUUAGACAAGGAGAAAGCGGAAGGUUUAGUUGCCGACCUGGUGCACUUCAACGACAAGCUGCACGAAGCACUUGACAAAGCUCAGCGCGACAGCCUACGGGAAGAGCAAAUCCGCACUCAGUAUCAGAUCGUGCUCCUGAAUCGCACUGUGGAGAACUUAGUACAGAUUGUUCAGUCGCACCGCAUCACAGCACCGUCGCCGUACCCUGCUCUCCUGGAUCGAGCAGACUCUGAGUACGGUAUGGUAACCGGCCGACCUAUUGCGCGUGACCCGCACACACAGCCACUCGCGGCUCUAGCACAGUUCGCAGCUGUAAACCUGCAGUCUGAGAGCUCGAAUGGCAUAAGAGACGUCACCGCUAGCUUCGCCGAGCGCAUCGACCUCAACCACUCAGCAGACGAGAUACAAAAUAUCCAGAUCGAACUGGCUGAUAUUCGCACCUCUGAUAAUUUGGAGGAUGUUGACGAGGCAGAUCGCACCGAAGGCACGUACAGAGACAGGAGCGUCUGGAUCGAAUGGAAGGUAGCUGAACCGAGUCCCGGACAUCUCAAUGGUGCCAGCGGAAUCGUACACGAGCGCAUCAAAACGCUUGCAGCGCUGCUUAAAGAGAUGAACAAAAUAGUCCAGUUUCGUGCCCCUGAGUGUCUCGGAUACUUCUACGACGACGAGCAGGGCCGCUACGGCUUCGUCUUCGCAAAGCCCGACUUCGUCCCCGCGGACGAAAGCCCAACGACCCUGCGUUCGCUACUCGAUACCGACAUGCCCCCCCUCACCGACCGCAUCACACUAAUGCGCCUCCUCUGCGAAACAGUCGAACGCCUGCACGCCGUAGACUGGCUACACAAAGGCCUCCGCUCCUCCAACAUCCUCUUCUUCCAGUCCCAAACCCCCACGGGGACCACAACCAACUACGCCGACCCCUACAUAUCCGGUUUCGAGUACUCGCGCCCGGCGAUGCGAGACGACAUGACGCAGCGGCCCUCGGACGACCCAGCCGCAGACAUCUACCGCCACCCCUCCACACAGAGCGGGAACCACAGUUUCCGCAAGAGCUUCGAUCUGUACUCGCUCGGCGUCGUGCUCCUCGAAAUCGCCUACUGGCAGCCCAUCGACCAUGUCCUCGGCAUCCCUGACAUCCACCGCGCCAAGCCAAAGGAAACCCACGGCGCGAGGACGAUGCUGCUCAUCGACACACGGUUCCGGAAGUAUGUCACAGGACAUCUGGGCCUCGCAGUGCAGAGCGUCAUUUGGUCGUGUCUGCAGGGCCCCGAGGGGUUCGGGUUGGAGGGGGAUUGCGACGAGAAGGAUGCGUGGGUUGGGGCGAAGCUGCAGUGGGCGUUUGGGGAGAGGGUGGUCAAGCGGCUUGCGCAUAUGAGGGGGUUGUAG